Molecule: messenger RNA, 8839 nt
Organism: Pocillopora meandrina
Lineage: Eukaryota; Metazoa; Cnidaria; Anthozoa; Scleractinia; Pocilloporidae
Source: the annotation of a GenBank genome assembly
AUGCGUGGUUCAAACAAGUAUACAACAUUACGCUUGUCUCGAGAACAUUCGGCCGGCAAAAUGUCGCUAAAACAUUCCAGCAGCCAGAGAGCAGGCAACUUGUCGAACAAUGCCAGAGCGUUUUCGAUCGCGUCCCUCGUCCAUGAAGGUAAGUUAUCAGAGGUGUCUUUCUCUAGAGUGACUACAGGCAUUAAGGAUUUAAUCGUUUUGAGUCGGCUUAUAUAUUUUGCGUUUCUUAGAAGAACUUGAGACAAGGCCUGAUGAGAAAAGUCUGCUAUCUGAAAGAGAAAAACACUACUCACCGGUCCCACGAAAGAAGCUUAAAACUUUAAAACCAAAUGCCAUACUGGAAGGCAAGGAACUUUGGAACUGCUUCUAUCGGCUAGGUACAGAAAUGAUAAUCACGAAGACAGGAAGGUCAGUUCAAGUUUGCUUAUUGCACGUCCGUGCGAUAAGAUAAUUACUUACCACAGAUCAGAGGAAUACGAUGAAAUAUUUCACAGUUUUCCUUAAAUUAGUUCACAGAUUUUGAAAGAUUUUCAAACCUUUCAUUUUACUUCGCUCUUUUUUAAGUUGUUGUUUAGUCUUGUUAGCCAACGAGCAGUUUUCCCGUCCAUAGGCCGACUCAAGAUGUUACUGAUAUCCCAGAUAUCGCAAAUUGACCGGUGUGACAGGAAAAUGGCCUCUGUGCGGUUUAUCCGUUAAAACUCUUUAACAGCAUGUUUUCAAACAACGAAUUGUUACUGUGGUUAUGCCCUUUGUGGUUUGCCGCUCUGUUCAGUAGCACAGACGGUUUUCCUUUUCUUUGUGGUGUUGUUUUUAUGGCGCUAUCAACAAAUUAAUCAAAAGCUGCGGGGGUUAAUUUUCGAAACAAUAACAGGCUAAUAAGUUCGGAACGAAGAGAAGAAAGAAAAUCCAAUGUGAACUGUUAAUGCACCUUAAGCUAAUCUUCUGGAAUUAUUGUUUUGAAAAAACAAAAAGAGAGGGAAGUGCUGAAAUGUAAGCUUUUAAAGUAUAUAUGGCCAAGGCUACUCAACACUCCUUAAUCAGAACAAAUUCUCACAUUUUCAACAAUUGCCACCUCACCAUUAUAUGAUACUUGAAAUUAUAUCCCUGUGCGACGAAAGGAAUAACGUUUUGAAGUUCCAAAAGUUCUAAAAAAAGAUAGAGGAAAAUAUGAAAAAACACUAGAGAAAUGGGAGUGUACGGGAAUGAAAAAGGAUUUCUUAGUUGCUUCAGUUUUGUCGGCUUUAUAUUUUGUAGUUCUUUCUCUGAUGUUACUUGAAGUUCGAAUUCAUUCUUUAUUGGAAAAAUUGCCGUACUUUUAUGUUAAAAAAAAAUCGCCCUAUCAUCCGCUAGCCUCAGAACUUUAUCUAGUUCAUUUCAAUUAAAUUCCUUUCCACAUCACCCCGAAGAAUUGGCUAUUUUUUCCCUUAAAUUCACGAAUAAUUUUCCCCAAAAAUGUAACAAAUGACAUCUCUUUUGUGGUUUUGAAUAUACUCGUUUCCCCACCACCGCAAUCGCCCACUGUAAUACGGAGCAUUUAAACUUCUUUUGUGUGUGAUAACACCCAUCAGUUAUGAGUUUAGAAAGGAACUUCUCCGACGACUAUCGUCACAUAUGCCUUAGCGUUGACUGUCAAUGAACGGUUUCCAGCAAUAACUUGGGGCGUUUCAUCCAGAACUCGAAUCAGCCACAAGGUGAAGCCACUGGAUCAUCAGGAAGAUCACGUCGAAGAAACUAAAACAAUCCUUCAACUAAAUUGUUUUCGUUGAUAGAACUAUGGAUUAAAACUGGACUUCCAUUUUUUUGUGAUUUUAAGAAAUUGAAAAGGCGAAAAUUUUGUCAAUUUUUGCGCAAAAGGUAAAAUGAAACAACAAAUGGAAAGCUUGCGCAUCCGGGGAGACCAAAAAAGUUUCGUCCGGUUCAACUUUUCCCGCAGACCCAAGUUUUUUCGAUGAUGUCAUUUAUUUCAUUUUACAAACGUAAAGGCCCGCAAAAUUUGCUUCCAUCCAAGUUAGCGUGCCUAAAAGGACUGGAAAUGCAGGUUCUUAUUUUCACUAAAAGAAUUGUGGCCUAAACCUCAGAAAGUCGCGUACUCCUAGCGAUGGAAGGAAAUAUUUUGAAAAUGAAAGCCAUUCGCGUAAAUGAUUCGCAGAUAUAGACGCAUCUUUGAAGGCAAGAUCACUGUCAGUAGUGUUGUGACGCAACUAGAUUGAGAUGACUCACAAGUCGUUUGUCCGUAAUCAAAAAAACUUCGCUAGAAGUGUCAUAAGUUCAUGAUUCUUUCUUAAGAAAAAAAAAAAAAGGGAGAGGAUCUCGGCGAUUCCAAUUGUUUUUGAGACAAUUUGGCACACUAUAGAAAAACUCUUCCGCAUCUAGGCAAGGGUGUCUGAAGUUUUUUUCUUUAGAGUAACGCUGCAAGAAAAUGGCUACUUGCAAAACUGAACAAGAGGUCAUUUCUCCCGUUUGUAGACAGAUCCUCAGUUUAUUUGGACCACGUUUUUUCAGCUUUACGCACAAGCUAAAUUGAAGCAAAAGAACCAGUGAGAAUUAAACCGAUUUUUUGUUUCUAUUUGUUUUGGCGGCAAGCACCUGCUAAUGAUACUCUCUAACAGUGAUGGUCUUCCUCUCUGCGUUUUAUUUGUAUGUUAAUGGUUGUGGUCAUAGGUUCAAAAAGUUCUUGAAAUUCUGUUCAAAAAGGAACCAAGGAAACUUUUAUCCCUAUUCUAUUACCCAAGCUUAAGAAAAAUGGAGAGUUACCAUUAACGUUUUUGUUUUGUUUUUUCAAAAAAAGUGGCUUGUAUAAAGUUUCAUUAUUUUGCUAGUCAUAUCCACUUAAGAAGUCGUAGAAAUCCAUAGGAAAGCAGCACGCAAAAGUCACGUGAUAAAGACAUUAACCUGAGACGCUGCGACUGCUGUUUGACAAGCUCUGUAAUUGCACCUCAUCCAUUCUGAUAAAAACAGAUCAUUUUCCCAGUUUUCUUCCGGGAGAUCAAAAACACUAAUUUUAAAAACCUUUAAGAAGCCUUUUUCUUACAAACCACAGGGUUAGACCUACGACAGUUGACGAUUUUCCGAAAAUAAAAGUUGAUCGAAAUCGGCAAUCAAAAGAGAGUUUAAAAACGCCAUUUUUUCCCCUACCAUUUAAUUAAGGAAAAGUUGUAACUUUUAAUUAGCUAAGAAAUUUCGUGUCUCUUUCAAUUUACAGGCGAAUGUUCCCGACCGUCCGUGUAUCCUUCGUGGAUCUUGAACCUGAUGCUAAGUAUGCAGUGUUGUUGGAUAUUAUGCCUCUGGACUCUAAGCGGCACAGGUACUCUUAUGCGGACUCCGCCUGGUUCGUUGCAGGAGAAGCCGAUGCAGCGCCCCCUAAAGUGAUGUGUGUUCACCCUGACUCCCCGUUCACGGGGCAGCAGCUGGAAAGACAAGUUCUCUCAUUCGAGAAAGUCAAGUUAACGAACAACCGAGAUGACAAGCGAGGAAAUGUAAGUGUGAGACGCCCAGGCAUUAUCUACUGACUUUCAAGUCGAUAAGAGUGAUGUAUGACUUCCUUAUUUUUGGCCAUCGUCAAUGGUUUAUCUGAUAAAGAAUUGUCUACCCUUUCGUGGGGAUAAGAUUUUCCGGCGGCCUCCCUCUUACCUAGCUUUAUUUCUGUCGUGCCUAUAAAAACCAUAAAGGUAGUUUACAUUUGUAGCAAUUAUUUUUUAAUUAUCAGAACAACCUUUGCUUUUUACGCAAUUAGAUAUGCUUUCUUUUUUGUAAGAAAUGAUAAUUUAACGUUCGAAAGAACAUUAACGCAAAUUGCGCUCGACAAUUUUCUAGCUCCGUCCGUUAUCACAAAUAUCUAGAAUUGAUCUACAGCCCAAAGUGUCCGGUUCAAAUGCCUUACAGGUGUCUUGUCUGCGUUUUGCUUCUUUAAAGCCGUCUCACUAAGAUCAAUCCUAUUUCAUGACUAGUUGUUUUUGCGCAAACGGCCUCCAGGUUUUUAACACAUUCUUAACACUUCAUACCCUUCGUUUAUCAUUUUCAACUUGACUGUCGAUCAGAAGUUGCCACGGGUUUACUGUCUUUUUCUCAGACAUGAAUGAUUAAGAGGGAAAUAUGUAGCCAUCUAUAACGACAAUCAUGUAAAUUUGGCGCAUAAAAUAUCCUCGCGAAUCUUAAAUUGAGAACAAUUUGCGCCAUUUUGCACGCUGAAGGGAAAAUUUUUUACGCGCUUAUAAUGUACGAUUCUUUUGAUGGAAUUUCCACCAUUUCCGAAUUUUCUUACCCCAUGCUUAAAGACUUUUUCUCUCCCGUCACAACUACUCACAAUCUGGUUUCGGUUCUGUGCCAUGUUUACGCUUGCCGUUGUUCGUUGUGACUGUAAAUUGAUCUGAUGUUUUAGUUACUUAUGACAUGCCAUUAGCUAGCUGUGAUACCAUAGAACAGUCCGCCUUUGUAGCGCUUCAAUACAAAACUGAACAAAACAAUUCCACCUGUUAGCGAGAUCGUCACGUCCCUUUAAAUUUCAAUUGAACUCAAUUUUAUUCAAGACCAAAAUAGAAGAACAGGAAACUCUCUUUUUAGCAGAUAUCUUCUCUUUCAAGCAGAUAUGUUCUCUUUCAGUGCGACGUUCUUUGAAUCUUGCAUCACAGCGUCUUUCAAUGAUUUAUUAAUUUUGCUUCAGCUUUCUUUGUUAGCAAAGGCCUCUUGAAAUGCCGGCUUUUAUAGACAUCUCUGCCCCUCUACAUAAAUUUUAAAGCACGGAUGAGUAAUAAGUUUGCCUCUUUCCGAAAAAUGAAAAAUUCAAAUUGCUCUGCUAAGACUUUGGCGGUUGAGCGGGAUUUCAACUUUUACGCUGUUCUUCUGCGUCAUAAACUGAAAACCUUUUCCACAUACUCCUAAGGUACUCAAGGAACCACAAACAAGUCUCAAGUUCCCUAUGAUGAACGCUUUAAACAAAAAAUUCAGCUGCUUUGGAAAGUUCUCGAACUCUGCGUGAGGUGAUGUUUCGCGGCCAUAAAAUAAAUCCUCAUGGGAAACUUACUCUAUAUUCUGUCUUCUUUUGGCGACAAUUUUUUGAGUGACAGGAAGAAAACCGCAACUGGUGAAACACGAUACAAAAUCAACUUCAUUCCCCCAACCUGCUCUAGAAAUAGAUAUUUCUUAUUUAUAAUUGAAGAAAGAGAUACAAACUUUCAAAAACUGACUUCAUUCAUGAAAGGUCUGCAGUUUUUAAGUUCUCAACCAUUAAAUUUAGUGCUUCAUGGGUACGCAAGCAAUAUAGAUUUUAGAAUGCAAUAAUUGGAGUGAAUCGUUUUCCCGCUUUGGAUAGUGGCUAUCAGAAGCUAGGCGAUGCAGCAUUUUCGCCAAAAUAUAUAUGUAAAGAAUUAAUUAAGGUGGAAAUGAUUUCCAUGUGUGUUCCAUGUAAGCAGCUUCAAAAACAGAAAGACAACAGAAAAAGAAGUUCUUCUUUACCACAAAGAACGAUGAUGUUUGCUAGCGAAAUUUAAAAACCCCCGCAAUUUGGAAAUGAUAGUGAACGAAAUUCGUAUGAAAACUUCGCAUAUAAGGGUGUAUUUUGUUCACAUAAACUGCACAACCUUAUGCUGUUUUUCAGAAAUGUAAUUUACCUCUAUAGAGUUCGAACUAAGGCGUUUGUGAUAGCAAAGCGUGGCUUUAUGACUGAACUUGUUCAGCUUUUAGGAGCUUUGUAAAGGCUCGCAAGUUGGACAAAAUGUGUGUUUUCACUGAUGCGUUGUCUUUUUACUUUUAGAUCAUUUUAAACUCCAUGCACAAAUAUCAACCACGAAUUCACUUGGUCAAGGAUCCUGCAAGUGAAAAUGUUCACAAAACAGACUUGACGGAAGCGCAGACCUUCGUGUUUCCAGAAACGACAUUCAUGGCGGUCACUUCGUAUCAGAAUCACCUCGUAAGUGGCGUUUAAAACUAUGUUAUAUUAAGAAAGAUGGUAAAUUGCAAGCUCGGUAGUCGAGUAAAAAUGGUGUGAAACAAUUGUUAUGAAUCUAGGACAAAUUAAAAGGAAGUCUUUUGGUCCAGAAUUUUUUGUCGUAUUGUAUACUAACUCAGAGAAGAGAGAAGCUGUUUGUGAGUUUAUGCUAUGCUUAAAUUAAACGGGGCAAGCGGUCUGCGUACUGUUAGAAUCGGCAAUAAAUGUCGAAGGUGUCCUGCCUGAAGCCUAAAGAGAGGAGGAGUCCGGAUAACUUGGUACAAUCAUUCAGAGCGCGUUUUAACGCAUGAAGGAAGAUUGAGUUCACGAUAGGUUGCGACCUUUGAUUAAAAAGAUUCAUUAAUUUCGCAGAUAACGAGACUCAAGAUUUACAGUAACCCGUUUGCUAAAGGAUUCAGGGACUCGAUCAGAUUUUUAGGUAACACAGAAAGGUUCGUAUUCAUCUUUUAUUUUCAUCUAAGACCAACGGUUUUACUGCAUAAAUCGCUGCUGUUGUUAAAAAUUGAGGCAUGAAAGCAGCACUGAAGAACCAUUUGCUUUCCGUCUCCAGAGAGAGCUAUUUAAUGUCAAAUGGCAUUCAAGCGUACGAAAAUGAGGAUGGCACAUGCUUUCUUUCAAGUGGAGCGCUGACCUAUGACUCAAGAGACUUGUUUAGUGAUGGUAAGUCUUUUUGAAAUCUCCAGUUUACGAAAUCUUUUUUUUUCUCGAGACGUAUAUAGAUAGACCCCAUUCAUUUUGACUUUGUCGCCUAUGGUCUACAGUGAUUUACUUCUUAAUGAAGAGAUGAAAAUCUACUAGUUGUGAAAAGGCCCGAGUGGAUAAAAGCUUCGAUUAUAACUUUUUUCCGGCCUGCAGUGACGUUUAAUUGGUAAAACAGAACGAGAUAACAGCUGCAGAACAAAAAGGAGCAGGAAGCUUUAGGUCGGGUUGCGUGAAGAAGCAACCCAAGCCUCGAAGACUUCCCUCCAUUUUUCCACCCGGUCCAGGCUUCCCUCCUUCUUUUCUACCCGACCCAAACUUCCCUGUUUUUUUUUUCACCCGAUCCAAACCUCUCUCCUUAUUCAACCGAAUCAAAGUCUCCUUAAGUCUCCCUCCUUUUUCAACACGACCCAAACCUCCGUUCUUCUUUCCAUUCGACCCAGAUCUCUCUCUUUUCUCCCACUCGAUCCUAACCUUCCCUCGAUUUUCUAUUUUUUUUUUCGCUCUGCCGCAUAAUUCGCCUGGAACAGGCUCAGGUUUUUCUGAUAUAAAAAAUAUUUAUACUUUUACUUUGGUUCAAAUGGCUGCCACCGCAAGAAACAAAAAAUCUGUACUGUACCAAGAGAUCAUAAGAUGAUCUCUUAACCAUACUUAUUCUCGAAGGCACAAUGGCUUUUUAUACUGAUGAAAAAUAACUGAUUUUUUAACAGAAAUUUAUCAAGUAUCAGCCCCUGCACAGUGGGGAUCAUGGGAAGAUCUCUCAUGCUGUCACUCAAGCAGCGUCACUCUUAGCAACAGUUGCUACCCUCACUCCAUCCAGUGCGCAAGCUCAAGUGAUGUCUACAACAGGGCGCAUGCGUGGUGGCGUUAUCCAAUCUCGCAUCCAGAAGAUGGCGUUCUGAUUAAAUACUAAGAGAAGCUCAUCAUAGAGCCCUUAAAAAAUACUCCGUGGUAAAAAUUCAUUGUUAUUCAAUAGACCAUAAAUCCUCGAGUUAGCCCCUUGCGCGCCCUUCUUAGAUUUAGGAUAAAACGUGGGGUGGGAGGCUUGUUCAAAGAAGGGCAUUUGACGGGAUGGGGGAAAGUUUAAGUGGUCCCAAACCGUGGCUAGAUAUUCUCGUUCCUUGUAAUACAACAUCAGUUGUGUUUAAAUACACAAAGGAAAUCAUAAAAUUUCAAUAACGGCACAGUUGGUACUUUUAUUUUUCCAAACUAAUCGUGUUCCAGAACUAUACAAGAACAGAAUUCAGGUAGAAAUCUUACGCUGCGAUUACGUGUUUAAUUAUUUCGGCGAGCCCGGUCAAUUUUGCUUUAGAACGGGAAAGGGGGAGGGGGCGCUUAUUUAAAAUUUUUGGUAGAUGGAAGGGGUGCUUAAUAAAACGCGCGCGAGAAAAGGGCACUUUAAGGGAAACGCGCGAGGGAAGGCGCUGAUUCGAGGAUUUACGGUAAUACAUUUUACUUUCAAACCAAGAAAAUAAUAUCACUUGUUAAUGUUGUUUCUCUAAACCAGGAGAUAUUUGCAAAGUUAUUUAUUUAUAAGAUGUAUUUAGUUCAAUUUUCUAAGUGAUCGUCUAUGGCGUAAUGACGGGCUACCAUCAAUCUCACGAAGGCCUCGAUAUAUGGGAAUACUUCCUGGUGUUUUUUAAACAAUUUAUCAGUAUGGUGUCUCUCAACCAGCAGCGUUGGACGCCAUGUUAGCUGUUAUUGGGCAAAAAACGCACAGGUUACAUUUGACUGAGAAAUUUGAAAUCAGUCUCCUCGGCUUCAUGUUUAGUGAUAGCUUAAUGAAUUUACGUAAUUUUUUUCAAUUAUAGUCCUUGAAAUAGUGCCCGAUGUGCGUCUUUUAAAGGUUCUUUAUCAAGUUUUUUUCGUAACUGAAACGGCGAUUCCAAACCUUGUGGUAGUUCCAUCGUUUCUAACGGGGUUACAUAACAUUGUUUUUGGUACGUAGUUGUACUAGCUUCACACAACCCUUCAACUCCCAGAAGUGAUUAACAUGUAAAUUCUCCCUAUAAUAUCUGUUCAUUAUCGAGCAAAACAGGUAAUGCGAAUACUCAAACUUAUCAGGUAGAAGUUGUUAUCUUGAUCUCACACAAAACUCUCGAAACUAAUUUACAAGGAAAUGUGUAACAGCCGGAGGGGAGAAUUUACAAUCAGGUGUUGGGAGGGAGAGGGUUAAUCAUGCACAAU